UUAGUGUAGUCAGCGCGCAGAAAAAGAGAGUGAUGUAAAAAGAGGAAGAGCCGCUCUUUCAAGAGAGGCUGCAGCCUUGAAGCAGAGAGUCUGAAGGAGCUCAGCUAAGGAGCAAGACACCCGCAGCGCCAUGCCAAGCUACACCGUCACCGUGGCCACUGGGAGCCAGUGGUUUGCCGGGACUGACGACUAUGUGUACAUCACACUGGUGGGCACGGACAAAGAAAGCGAGAAGACCCUACUGGACAAACCACUGUAUGAUGACUUUGAACGAGGGGCGGUGGACUCGUACGAAGUGAACGUGAGCGAGAACCUUGGGGAUAUUGAGCUGGUGAAGAUUGAGAAGCGGAAAUACUGGAUGCAGGAUGACUGGUACUGCAGGUACAUCACAGUGAAGACCCCUGAGGGCAACUAUGUGGAGUUCCCCUGCUACCGAUGGGUGACGGAUGAAAAAGAGAUCAUUCUGCGUGACGGCCGUGCCCACCUGCCUCAGGAAGACAAGACCCGAUUGGCCAAGCAGCACCGACGCAAAGAACUGGAAUUCCGGCAGAAGGUGUACAGAUGGAAGGAAUGGCAUCCUGGAUUCCCAAUGAGCAUCGACGCCAACACACACAAGGAGCUGCCGCGCGACAUACAGUUUGACAGCGAGAAGGGAGUGGACUUCAUCCUGAACUACAGCAAGGCGAUCGAGAAUCUCUACGUCAAUCGCUUCAUGCACAUGUUCCAGUCGUCGUGGAAUGACUUCGCAGACUUUGAGCGCAUCUUCGUGAGAAUCAGCAACACCAUUUCAGAGUAUGUGAUGCACCACUGGCAGGAAGACUUCAUGUUCGGCUAUCAGUACCUGAAUGGCUGCAACCCGGUCAUGAUUCAGAAGUGCACCCAGCUUCCAGACAAGUUCCCGGUCACCAAUGCCAUGGUGGAGGAGUGCUUGGAGCGGGACCUCACUCUGGAGGAGGAGCUGAAGGCAGGUAACAUAUACAUCGCAGACUACGAAAUGAUGGAGGGAGUCUCGGCAAACGCUACAGACCCCUGCACCCUACAGUACCUGGCCGCGCCCAUCUGCCUGCUUUACAAGAACAUGCAGAACAAGGUCCUCCCCAUCGCCAUUCAGCUGGGCCAGACCCCUGGAGAGGAUAACCCCAUCUUCCUCCCCACCGAUGAGAAGUAUGACUGGCUGUUAGCCAAGAUCUGGGUGCGCUCGUCCGACUUCCACGUGCACCAGACGGUGACACACCUGCUACGCACGCACCUGAUCUCGGAGGUGUUCGGCAUCGCCAUGUUUCGCCAACUCCCUGCCGUGCACCCCGUCUUCAAGCUGCUUAUCCCCCACAUCCGCUUCACGAUCGCUAUCAACACUAAAGCCAGAGAACAGCUCAUCUGUGAAUGUGGCCUCUUCGACAAGGCUAAUGGCACCGGUGGUGGCGGCCAUGUGCAGCUGGUGCAGAAGGCAAUGAAGUCCUUCACAUACAAAUCCCUCUGCUUCCCUGAGAUCAUCAAAUCUCGCGGACUGGACAGUCAGGAGGAGCUGCCGUAUUACUUUUAUCGAGAUGAUGGCCUUAAAGUUUGGGAGGCAGUUAAAAGCUUUGUGUCGGACAUAGUGGACAUCUACUACAGUAACGACCAGGCCGUGCAGGGUGACGAGGAGAUCCAGGCAUUCGUGAAGGACGUGUGCAGCUUCGGCAUGCAGGACCAAGACUGCUGCGAGUUCCCCAAGUCCCUGCAGACCAAGGAGCAGCUGGUGGAGUACCUCACCGUGGUGAUCUUCACCGCCUCUGCCCAGCAUGCCAGCAUCAACUUUGGCCAGUACGACUGGUGCUCCUGGAUCCCAAACUCGCCACCCACAAUGCGGAAGCCCCCGCCAACAAACAAGGGGGAGGUCACACUGAAGUUCAUCAUUGAAAGUCUCCCUGACCGCGGCCGUUCCUGCUGGCACCUGGGUGCAGUGUGGGCGCUCAGCCAGUUCCAGGAAAAUGAGCUCUUUCUGGGAAUGUACCCUGAUGAACACUUCAUUGAGAAGCAACCCAAGGCGGCCAUGGAGAAGUUCCGUACAAAGCUGAACGAAAUUUCCUGCCUCGUUAAGAGCCGGAACGAAGGAAAGAAGCUGCCGUACUAUUACCUGUCCCCGGACCGCAUCCCCAACAGUGUAGCUGUCUAGCCGGGUAUCACCUGCCAUAGAUAAAUGUGUCAGAGUCAGGAUUAGUGGCAGACUGUAAUCAGAGUAUUACCAUGUGUGUAUGUAUAUGUGUGUCCCAAGGCAAGUUCGCAUUUUACAAAUUAAGCUUAAUAUCAGCUACAGCUACAUUUUUUAUAGAUUUUUAUAGAAAGGAUAUUGUGAAACGCAGCUGCAAGAUCACAGAAAGUGUAACAGUAAAUAAUGGUUCACUAAGGAA
Molecule: messenger RNA, 2390 nt
Organism: Paramormyrops kingsleyae
Lineage: Eukaryota; Metazoa; Chordata; Actinopteri; Osteoglossiformes; Mormyridae
Gene: alox5a
Product: arachidonate 5-lipoxygenase a
Biological process (GO): lipid oxidation
Molecular function (GO): protein binding; iron ion binding; oxidoreductase activity, acting on single donors with incorporation of molecular oxygen, incorporation of two atoms of oxygen
Source: RefSeq, a predicted model, not a curated record